UCUGGAUGUCAAGAUCAUACAGGUGUGUUUGUUCAUGUCGAUGCGCGGUCCCGGCAUCAUCCGAAUCGCAUUCCAUUUCCGCAACAGCAGCACUGAUGGAUGUUUUUGUUUUGUCUACUACAGGCCAGAAACCUCGCGGCAAAGGAUCGAGGAGGCACAUCGGAUCCUUACCUCGUAUUGACCCUGGGCGACGCCAAAUACACGACCUCCACGAUACCAAAGACUCUCGACCCGAUCUGGAACGAACACUACCAGUUUCCCAUCAAUAGCGCGCAAAGUCUUUCCCUCACUGGUAUUUGCUGGGACAAGGAUCGCUUCGGGAAGGACUACCUGGGCGAGUUCGAGCUCGCUCUUGAUGAGGCCUUCGCCGAGGAUGGCAUCACCGACCUUGGGCCAGGCUGGAUCCCCCUGAAGAGCAAGAGGACCGGAAAGAAGAGCAGCAUCGUUUCAGGUGAGGUGGAGCUGCAAUUGACCAUCGUCGACAACUCGAAUCUCGAAGCCACUCCCAGAGAGCUCUACGACCAGUUCAUUUCCGUCACCAAGUCCGCGCCUGUGCUUGAUACCGCCUCGCAAGUAUCGUCCACGCGCUCCAAGAACGCAUACGAAUUUACCAAUGGCGAUAGCGACACCUUGGGUAUUGUUUAUCUGGAGAUUGGUAAGAUCACCGACUUGCCUCCCGAGCGCAACGUGACCAAGACCGGCUUCGAUAUGGAUCCCUUCGUCGUCAUCUCACUCGGCAGACAGACAUUCCGCACCAAGACGAUCCGGCACAAUCUCAAUCCUGUGUACAACGAAAAGAUGAUCUUCACGAUAUCGAAUUACGAGCAGAUGUACUCCUUCAACUUUACCGUCAUCGACCAUGAUAAAUAUUCUGGCAACGACUUUGUCGCUUCCGUCAACCUUCCGAUCCGGGAAAUCAUGGAAAACGCACCAAAGCCCAACCCAGAAACCGGUCUCUAUCACCUGAAGGAUAUCCCAGACUACGCUCCAGUGCAGAAGAGCGGUGGCCGAUUCGCGAGAUUGGGCCUGUCUCGGACGGCCUCUGUUCAAAGCUUGAGCAAAGCCGCCAGGCCUGGUCUUUCUAGGCAAAACUCCACGGCCGCAAAGGAACCAUCGGUAGCUGGGACCCCUCUUCAGAUCGCUGUCGACAGUGCUCAGGAAUAUGGCCGGAAUGCCCUUCCCCCGCCUAGCCCGGCCCUGCUGUCACCUGGGGAGAAUCCCAUGGCGGCGGCGGGUGCGGCUGCUAUGGGUGGCGAGAUUGCGUCCCAGUCCGAAGGGGACGACGACAACUUCACUUUCUUGACUCUUCCUCUCAAGAUGAAGAACCUUGAGAAGUGGGAGUCCAAGCACAGCCCUCAACUCUAUCUUCGCAUCAAGUACAUGCCGUACCCUGCGCUGAGACAGCAGUUCUGGAGGGCACUCUUGAAGCAGUACGACGCGGAUGAGAGCGGGCGCAUCAGCAAGGUCGAGCUGACAACCAUGCUGGACACCCUCGGUUCUACACUGCGCGAGUCUACCAUCGAUAGCUUUUUCCAGCGAUUCCCCCAUAGGAUGGAAGGGGACGACUCGGAUGAUUUGACCAUGGACGAGGCCGUCAUUUGCUUAGAGGAUCAGCUAGAGGCCAAGUCGCGCUCGACCGUGCAGGGAAUGGUCGACAAGGUCAAGGAUAACGUAAAGAACCUCCUUCCUGGUCACGGCAAGGACUCUGGUACCACUAGUGAUCAAGAGGACGCGGAGACUCCGGCCAGCGGUUCGCAACUUACCGAUUCAACCCUCAACGUACCAGAUCUUGGCACCUCGGGUGAAGAAGGAGACCUGCUCGACCGUGAUGACUUGAACCUUUCAUCUAGCGGCGAGGAACACGUUGUGGAGAUCAAGGAGUGCCCUAUUUGCCACCAACCUCGCCUGAACAAGCGGAAGGAUGCCGACAUCAUUACCCACAUUGCAACUUGCGCCAGCCAGGAUUGGCGCCAAGUCGACAAUCUUGUGAUGGGUGGCUUCGUUACUUCCAGCCAAGCCCAGCGCAAGUGGUAUUCCAAGGUCAUCACCAAGAUCUCGUAUGGCGGCUACAAGGUUGGAGCCAACUCGGCCAACAUUCUUGUCCAAGACCGUAUUACCGGACAGAUCAACGAGGAGAAGAUGAGCGUCUACGUCCGACUUGGCAUCCGCUUGCUGUACAAGGGUCUCAAGUCCAACAACAUGGAGACGAAGCGCAUCCGCAAGCUUCUCAAGAGCCUUAGUGUCAAGCAGGGCAAGAAGUACGACGACCCGAACUCCAAGGCUGAGAUCCCCAAGUUCAUCCAGUUCCACGGUCUUGAUCUGUCCGAAGUUGCACAGCCUCUGGAGGAAUUCAAGAACUUCAACGAGUUCUUCUACCGCGCCCUCAAGCCCGGUGCGCGCCCCUGUUCGGCUCCUGAAAACCCUCGCAUCGUCGUUUCUCCUGCCGACUGCCGCUGCGUUGUCUUCAACAGCAUCGACACGGCCACCAACGUUUGGAUCAAGGGUCGCGAAUUCACCGUGAGGCGCCUGCUUGGUGACGCUUACCCUGAAGAUGUUGCGCGGUACGAGGGAGGUGCGCUCGGCAUCUUCCGCCUUGCGCCACAGGAUUACCACCGCUUCCAUAUCCCCGUUGACGGUGUUAUGCGCCAGCCCAAGACGAUCGAAGGAGAGUACUAUACUGUCAACCCAAUGGCCAUUCGGUCGGCGCUGGAUGUGUACGGCGAGAACGUGAGGGUGCUGGUGCCGAUUGACAGUCCCGUGUUUGGCCGCGUCAUGGUUGUUUGCGUUGGCGCCAUGAUGGUUGGUAGUACCGUCAUUACGAGGAAUGAGGGCGACGAGGUGAAGAGGGGUGAGGAGCUCGGGUACUUCAAGUUUGGUGGUAGCACGAUUGUUGUGCUCUUUGAGCCGGGCAGGAUGGUGUGGGAUGAGGAUCUGGUGCAGAAUUCGCUUCUGCCUUUGGAGACUUUGAUCCGCGUCGGCAUGUCGGUCGGUCACGCGCCUGAUGAGCCACAAUGGAUUCCUGAUAUGCCCAAGGACGAGGGCGAUAUCACGGCCGAGGACAAGGCCGAAGCCAAGCGCCGUAUCCAGGGCCAGGUUGCCGAGGAGUCGCCGGAGGACAGCGGCAAUGACGAGGUUCCCCCUCCUCAGGCGUUGGGUCCAUGAGGAAAUGGUCUCCGCCGUUUGGUUGGGUGGUUCAGAUAAUUUUGUGUCGACCUUUGGGAUACAAGUGUAUGUUUUUAUGCCAACCUGGUCUUUGAGCGCUGAGUUUGAGCGUCCUGCAUAAAGAUUUGUAAUAUUAUGAUU
Molecule: messenger RNA, 3303 nt
Organism: Neurospora hispaniola
Lineage: Eukaryota; Fungi; Ascomycota; Sordariomycetes; Sordariales; Sordariaceae
Product: phosphatidylserine decarboxylase-domain-containing protein
Exons: 3
Coding region: 100-3162 (1020 amino acids)
Biological process (GO): phospholipid biosynthetic process
Molecular function (GO): phosphatidylserine decarboxylase activity; calcium ion binding
Source: RefSeq, a predicted model, not a curated record